Otolemur garnettii (small-eared galago) is the source of this 1794-nucleotide messenger RNA. It is a transcript of the gene SLC7A3, whose product is annotated as solute carrier family 7 member 3. The transcript is spliced from 11 exons. NCBI's taxonomy places the organism in Eukaryota, Metazoa, Chordata, Mammalia, Primates, Galagidae. The coding region runs from base 1 to 1794 and encodes 597 amino acids. Gene Ontology annotation, cellular component: plasma membrane. Gene Ontology annotation, biological process: transmembrane transport; amino acid transport. The record is from RefSeq and is a predicted model, not a curated record. Gene Ontology annotation, molecular function: amino acid transmembrane transporter activity.
AUGCUGUGGCGAGCACUUCGCAGAUUUGGUCAGAAGCUGGUACGCAGACGUACACUGGAGCCAGGCAUGGCUGAGACUCGCCUUGCCAGAUGCCUCAGCACUCUGGAUUUAGUGGCCCUGGGUGUGGGCAGCACAUUGGGCGCAGGAGUGUAUGUCCUGGCUGGCGAGGUGGCCAAAGAUAAAGCAGGACCGUCCAUUGUAAUCUGCUUUUUGGUGGCUGCCCUGUCUUCUGUGUUGGCUGGGCUGUGCUAUGCGGAGUUUGGUGCUCGAGUUCCCCGAUCUGGUUCGGCUUAUCUCUACAGCUAUGUCACUGUGGGUGAACUCUGGGCCUUCACCACUGGCUGGAACCUCAUCCUCUCCUAUGUUAUAGGUGAGAUUGGGGGGGUGGUAAAGGAGGAACUGCACCACCAGCGAAGGGGAUUUGGGGCAGCGCCUGUGGCUCACUUUCUUUCUCAGGUUCCUGAAUGCAUUUUUUCCAUAGGAUUGCUGGCCUUGGGGGCUAGUGAGUCGGCCCUGGUUACCAAAGUGUUCACAGGGGUGAACCUUUUAGUUCUUGGUUUUAUCAUCAUCGCUGGCUUCAUUAAGGGAGACCUGCACAACUGGAAGCUCACAGAAGAAGACUACAAAUUGGCCAUGGCUGGACUCAAUGACACUUCUAGCUUUGGACUUCUAGGGUCUGGAGGAUUUAUGCCUUUUGGCUUCCAGGGGAUUCUCCGUGGAGCAGCUACUUGCUUCUAUGCAUUUGUUGGUUUCGAUUGUAUUGCUACCACUGGGGAAGAGGCUAAGAAUCCCCAGCGUGCCAUCCCUCUGGGUAUUGUGAUCUCACUCUUCGUCUGCUUUUUGGCGUAUUUUGGUGUCUCUUCAGCACUCACCCUCAUGAUGCCUUACUACCAGCUUCAUCCUGAGAGCCCUUUGCCUGAGGCAUUUCUCUAUAGUGGAUGGUCCCCUGCCCGAUAUGUUGUGGCUGCUGGCUCCCUCUGUGCUCUUUCUACCAGCCUCUUGGGCUCUAUGUUCCCCAUGCCCCGGGUGAUCUAUGCGAUGGCAGAGGAUGGUCUCCUGUUCCGUGUUCUUGCCCGAGUCCACAGUGGCACACACACACCCAUCAUUGCCACUGUAGUCUCUGGCAUUACUGCAGCAUUCAUGGCAUUCCUCUUUGAACUCACUGAUCUUGUGGACCUUAUGUCAAUUGGGACCCUGCUUGCUUACUCCCUGGUAUCUAUUUGUGUUCUAAUCCUCAGGUAUCAGCCUCAGAAGGACAUGAAGAUUGAGGAAGAGGAAGUGGAGUUGCAGGAGAAGACACCUGAAGCAGGGAAGCUGACCCUACAGGGACUAUUUAGCCCGCUCAACUCCAUUCCCACUCCACUUUCUGGCCAAGUUGUCUAUGUUUGUGCCUCACUGCUUGCUCUACUAUUGACUGUUCUUUGCCUGGUGCUGACCGAGUUGCCAGUUCCACUGGUUUCUGAAGGCCCAGUGUGGAUUGCAGUGGUUGCGCUGCUCCUGAUGCUCAUUACUGGAAUCACUUGGGUUAUAUGGAGACAGCCACAGAGCUCCACUCCCCUUCACUUUAAGGUGCCUGCUGUGCCUUUCCUCCCAUUAAUGAGCAUCUUUGUGAAUAUUUACCUUAUGAUGCAGAUGACAGCUGGUACCUGGGCUCGAUUUGGGGUCUGGAUGCUGAUUGGGUUUGUCAUCUACUUUGGCUAUGGAAUCCAGCACAGCCAGGAAGAGGUUAAGAGUGGCCGACUCUCCUCCAAGUCUAGGGCCAAAACUAUAGACCUUGAUCUUAGCAAUCUCUGA